Protobothrops mucrosquamatus (brown spotted pit viper) is the source of this 891-nucleotide messenger RNA. RefSeq names its product centromere protein W (gene CENPW). Gene Ontology annotation, cellular component: kinetochore; nucleoplasm. NCBI's taxonomy places the organism in Eukaryota, Metazoa, Chordata, Lepidosauria, Squamata, Viperidae. The coding region runs from base 88 to 318 and encodes 76 amino acids. The record is from RefSeq and is a predicted model, not a curated record. Gene Ontology annotation, molecular function: protein heterodimerization activity; DNA binding. The transcript has 3 exons. Gene Ontology annotation, biological process: kinetochore assembly; mitotic cell cycle; chromosome segregation.
AAGUGUUUUGGGGCGAGCAGCUGUCCGGAAAUUCGCUAAUUUUUGAGUCCGACAUUGAUUCCAAGAAAGAGUUUCCGCACCGCCGCGAUGAAGCGCACCGUGCCACGAAGCACUCUGAAGAACCUGUUGAAGAAGCACAAGCCUCAGCUCCGUUUGGGCGGCAAUGCCGACUUACUGGUACAUUUGAACUUCUUGCUGUUCCUGUUUCGGUUAGCAGAGGAAGCCAGGACCAAAGCUAUUGAAGAAAAGAGUAAAAUAAUUAAAUAUGAACAUGUUGUCUCUUCCGCAAAGAUAAUUUUAAAGAAGAGUCGAGGCUAAAGGAAAGAGGAGUUCUUAAAUUCAUUGACAUUCACGGAUUCUUAUACAUAUGCAGUUUAGAUAUUUGUGUUUUAUAUUUUCAAUUUGUUUUGCAUUAAAUAAUGUCUUAGAAAUAAAUCUUAAUUCAUUGUAGUAAUUGAUGAAAUUUAGUAAACGUGUUAGUAAAAUCAAGAUCAGUGACUGAAAUAGUUUUAAUAUUUAUAAAAUAUUGCUUCUUUGUGUAAUGAUUAUAUAAGAUGCCUUAUCUGAGAACCUUAAACGUAAACUUAACUGAUAGUCGUUAUGUAUUUCUACAAACCUUUAAAAACCAAAACCUUAUUAUCCAGAGGAUAUUAUUAAUGUGCAAGUAGUGUACUGUUUAUACCUUUUUAAACUUCUGAUCCUAAAUUACAUUUCAAAUAAAUAAACUUUCAGCUAAUAAAUAUUUGAUUUUAUAGUCUUGUACUGGAAGACAGAUUUUUAAAACACAAAAUUGUAAACAAAAUAUAAAAAUAUUUCAAAUAUUACCAUUUGUAGUAAUAAAGCUAUUAUAGACUGCAUUCUUCAUGUUAAUUUUUCAUGUUAUUUUGUUAU